Molecule: messenger RNA, 2263 nt
Organism: Acipenser ruthenus (sterlet)
Lineage: Eukaryota; Metazoa; Chordata; Actinopteri; Acipenseriformes; Acipenseridae
Gene: triqk
Product: triple QxxK/R motif containing
Exons: 4
Coding region: 164-427 (87 amino acids)
Cellular component (GO): endoplasmic reticulum membrane
Source: RefSeq, a predicted model, not a curated record
UAAUUGCAGAAGCAGGAUGCAGGCUAGGCAAAAAAAAAAAAGAGAGAAUAGGGCGCGGCGUGGGUAAAGCAGCUGAUUGGUUAGAGAGAAAAAAAAGGUGACGUGGAGCUGAAACAGGAACGUCUGAAACUGCAGGAUCUGGGAAUAACAAACAGAAAAAACAAUGGGAAGAAAAGAGGCUACUUCUUCCGGAAAAUUGCCUGUUGAUCAAUAUCGAAAGCAAAUUGGAAAACAGGAUUAUAAAAAAAGCAAAUCUGCUUUAAAAGCGACAAGACUAAAAGCAGAAGCUAAGAGAAGUGCUCCAGGAUUGCGGGAUGUUUGUCUCGUCUUGGGGGCUGUGCUGAUAUUCCUUAUAGUUGUGUAUUCUUUCUUCUACCUGAAUUUGGCCACAGAAAUUGAUCUGGACCUGGACCUGGAUGACAACUAGAAGACACAAAGCCUUGCUUCGUUUGACCGCCUUGAGAUGAACUCCAGAUUGAACACACAGAGACUGGGGGAGGGUUAAGGAUGAUGUGUCCUCUCAGAAUGUGUGUGUGUGUAAUGUGUAAUGUUUUCUCAGCACUGCUUGCAUUCCAAGAUCCCUGCAGUGCAGACUGGUCAUAUUUUACAACAUGUGAAGAUUUGGUUACAGUUGAAAACAAAAUCAAACUUAAAAACAAAAUAGCGCCACCUAUGCAUUCCACACCUUUCCUCCUUAGAAAAGCAGACUGUGUAAAGACACCCUCUUUAUAGAACUUUCAGAAGUUGUAAUGAUGGGUUAAGGAUAGUGAAGAACAUUAGAUAUUACUUUCCCUUUAAGAGAAACAUUGGAAUCCUUUAGUAAUAAUGAAACAAUUAGUAUUUGGUCACCACGCAAUUAGCAAAAAUACAGUGCAUGUUGUCUGUACCUAAAAUGAGUUGACUAUCCUGGAGGCAUUAAAAUAUUUUGUUGUGGGGGAAAGCAUGAAUGAGACCGUCAUAUUUUUAAAUAAGUUGAAUUAAACAAAAAUGUAUUUAUUUAAAAAAUAAAGGACUGUAUAACACUAUGGGCCCAAUUUAGGCAAUGGUAAAUACAGUAAUCUGUUAGGGGACCAGAUAUGUAAAAAGUCAGAUAAAUGAAUCCUGUUUUAAAUACCAUUAUACACAGCUGUAACAAUUACUAUAUUCAUAGAAUUAUUGUUUUGAGAUUGAGCUAUUAUUAGGGAGCUUCCCUAAAUCCCUUGUUAGAAAGAUACAGCGUAUUAAUGCUUGUGACAGAGUAGCCGUCUGCCAUGUGGGUGCAUGCAUUCGCUGCUGAGUGACAGGCAGGAGAUCGAGAUGGAGGUUGAAGUUGAUACGCCCCGCAGGUGAACAGGAUUUAUUUACAUGUCAGCUCACUGAACAGCUCACGUGACACUACCAGAAUUGGUAGCGCACAAGGUACAAUCUCUGGACUAAUCUUCACUGUUCGAUAAUAAAGUAACGUUGCUGAAGAGAUUAAUCAUGGAGGAUAAACAGUUAGGGCGGAUAUGUGACGGGUGAAUACGCGACAGAUUACUGUAUGUCUUUUUUUCUGAAAAGGAAUAAAACCUUUUUAAUGGUAUAGACCUUUUCGCAGUUGCCCAUCAUACCUUACACAUGGUAAGGUUCUGCUUUGAUGGGACUAUGGAGUAAUUACAGAAGUCAUCCCAUAAAAAUUCAAGUGGAAACUAUUGUUUUGUUCCCCAUUGUAACGACUAAUUGAACUAUGGAGGGAAGAGACAAGUGUGUGUUCUCUUCCCAGGGUUUGUUGUUGAAUAAUGCCCAAUUUAUGGAAUAACAAUGUUUAUUUAGCACCCCUCUCCCCCCACACAGUUUUUUCAGAGCAAUAAUAUUGCAGCUAAGAGAAGGUAACUUAUUGCUCUGGGAAAUGUUGUUUGUUUGUUUGUUCUUUUUCCUUAACAUUGGAAACACGAUAAUCUUUGAUCAGUAAUUCUCCCUGUAUGUGUUCCUAUGUAAAAACAUUCAAGAUCAUAAUGGAGAAGAUUAGACAUCUAAUCUUGGCCUGAUGAUUAAAAGUGUGCCCAGAAUACAAAGUAACCCUUUUAAUCCAUUCUGGAGAUGUUCUUACAUCUUUUUUGCUAUCAUUUAUUUGUCUUAGGUAUUUCCUUGAGAAAAAAUGAAUGUAAAAUAAAUAUGAAGGAUUCUGUUUUUUAUAAUUAUUUGUUCUUGUAUUAUACAUGAUCAUAUAUUAUGCUGCAGUCUUACAAUACAUUUUGAAUUUGUUAUUGUUUUACUUAUCAAUAAAUAUAUCUGAUUAUUUAUA